UCCUCUACUUCCUCUACGAAAUCAUGGCGGUCUACGGCCCGGUUGUGAAGAUCCACCCGGUGGUUUUAGCAUCGAUAGUUGACUCCUACGAGCGCAGAAAUGAAGGGGCAAGUCGUGUGAUCGGAACAUUAUUAGGAACCAUAGAAAAACAUUCAGUUGAGGUCACCAACUGUUUCUCUGUUCCUCACAAUGAGUCUGAAGAUGAGGUGGCUGUGGACAUGGAGUUUGCCAAGAACAUGUAUGAGCUGCAUAAGAAGGUUUCACCGAGUGAAGUUAUUAUUGGAUGGUAUGCCACAGGAUAUGACAUCACAGAGCACUCUGUUCUGAUUCAUGAGUAUUACAGCCGAGAGGCUACAAAUCCCAUUCACCUCACAGUGGACACGGCACUUCAGAGCAACAAAAUGAACAUCCGCGCCUACGUCAGUUCACAGAUGGGUGUCCCAGGCAAGACAGUUGGUGUCAUGUUCACCCCACUGACAGUCAAAUAUAUUUACUAUGACACAGAGCGCAUUGGAGUUGACCUUCUACAAAGAACUCGUGCUUCUCCCAAUCGCACCAACGGGCUGACCACAGAUCUGGCCCAGGUGGGCAGUGCCGCUGGACGCAUCCAGGAAAUGCUGUCCACAGUACUUACAUAUAUAGAGGAUGUGCUGUCUGGUAAAGUGAUGGCAGAUAACAGUGUUGGUCGCUACCUGAUGGAUCUUGUGAACAAAGUGCCCAAGAUCUCAGCAGAAGAUUUUGAAAGCAUGUUGAACUCCAACAUUAAUGAUCUGCUGAUGGUCACCUACCUGGCCAAUCUCACUCAAGCUCAGAUCGGGCUCAAUGAGAAACUAGUUGUUCUGUAGAUGGAAAUACUAAAUAAAAACCUGUUUGUCAUUCCAACAA
Molecule: messenger RNA, 885 nt
Organism: Triplophysa rosa
Lineage: Eukaryota; Metazoa; Chordata; Actinopteri; Cypriniformes; Nemacheilidae
Gene: eif3f
Product: eukaryotic translation initiation factor 3, subunit F
Exons: 8
Coding region: 24-845 (273 amino acids)
Biological process (GO): translational initiation
Cellular component (GO): eukaryotic translation initiation factor 3 complex, eIF3m
Molecular function (GO): translation initiation factor activity; metallopeptidase activity; translation initiation factor binding
Source: RefSeq, a predicted model, not a curated record